This is a messenger RNA of Plectropomus leopardus (leopard coralgrouper), 3167 nucleotides long. RefSeq lists its product as uncharacterized. The record is from RefSeq and is a predicted model, not a curated record. Lineage: Eukaryota; Metazoa; Chordata; Actinopteri; Perciformes; Serranidae.
GUUACAUUGCUCAGCAUUUGGAAAGAGACCGACACUAACGCCAGGAAAAUGUCGAGUUGAAUUCCCUCAUUUUUCCUCUUGAACGGCUCUUUAAACAGCGCGAGACUUCAUCAAUAAAAACUAGAAUGCCUCAGCUUGGAAGCCUGUUUACCCAGUUUAAUCUCAGCUCCAAAGCUUCAGAAAGUGCCCAAGGCCAGAGCGCACAUCAGACACCAACACUACCUGACUUUAUACAACAUGUCAGGAAACUCACCGGGCUGAGAAAAGAGGAUGUUUACAGCAAUCUGCGUAUCCCCGACCAGUUUAAAACCAUCAAAGACGACAUCAGUAUUGUUAUCCUCACAGGCCAGGGGAUCUUCUGCAUCGAUGUUAAACCCUGGAGAGGCACAGUGUCCGCUCAAAACCAGAACUGGCACGUGCAAGUGAAAGAAGAGGACCAAAACUUUACCAAUACCUGCAUUGAGCAGAUUGAAGAUCCCCUCAAAGCUAUCAUGACCAAGACGGCUAACUUAUGUGGCCAUUUGAAGAGGAGUGGAGUGUCUGUGCGCCAAAGCCUCUUCUUCCCCAGGGUUGUCUUCCUCUCUCCAGACUGUGAGCUGGAUGAGGAGCUGAGGAAGAGGAGGGAGCUGGUCUCCCACAGCCAGAUAGACGACUUCCUCAGGUCUUUCAGGGAGGGCUACAUGGCCUGGAUAUCAGAUGCACUGACUCCGUCUUGGCUCUCUGGUCAUCUGUCAUACAAGCAGAUGGAGUCAGUGCGGGAGGUCCUGAGGCGGGUGGGGACGUGGGAUCUGGUGCGUCUGCACUGUGGCGAGCAGCUGAAAGGAGACUACCGAGGCUGCCAGUACAUCGCUCUCAACAGACAGGAGACCGACACGCUCGAGUUUUCCAGAGUCAGGACCCUGUCAGCUGAUUCGCUGUGGGCCCUGCUCGGACACACGCCUCAGGUAACAGUUAAAAUGUACAAGCGUGGAUCUCAGGGCUGGCUGGGUAAAUCCCUAAACGCCACCACCACCAUCCCCUCUAACACCUCCGUGAUCUUCAGGAUCAGCGGGGAGGAAGCAGAUGCCAAAAUCCCAGCAAACACCAUUCAGAGCAUCACACUCAGCAACUGACUGAAGAAGAUAGCCAUCACAACAUGAGGAGAGGAUGCAUUCUUAAAUACAAGUAUGCAGAUGCAAAAAAAACCUCGAACCUAAUCACAUUUUUACAGAGUGCCUUUUACUAUGCAGUGUUUGUAUUUUGUUAAUGUACUAAAACACGAGUACUGAAUGUCUUUAAAUGAGCAUUUAUCGUUAAAAAAAAGGCAAAAGAAAGAAAUGAAAAAGGCCCAUUUGCCAAUUUCCCUGAUUCUCUGAUCCUCAGCAGCAAUAUUAUGUUAAUGAAGAUGGUUUCAGACAAUUAGCCUGAUUAACUUUCUCUUGUUUUGAAUUUCUAGGGCUGGCCCACACUUUACACAAGCCAUUAAUUAAUCAUUACACUGGCUGAUUGUGUCACAUCAGUUCAGGAUUGAAGUGUUUAAUGUGUUAAUUGUGGCGGUUAAAAACUGGUGGACUCUAGUACGAAGAGGGCCGAGCGCAUUACUGCCUGCACGGGUUUAAUGGGCAGUGAUUUACGGUCUGUUUAGACGGUGUAACUGUAAGGUGCUUUAUUAAUAUGCUCCACCACGCGGAGGAGAUGAUAACAUAUUCAAGAGCACACAGGCGCAGCCACCAGCACCAUUCAUAACUGUGUCUGAGUCACUUUCCAUCAGUAACCGGGCUCACACAGCUGCGCUAACAGCUAGCAAUUGUAUUUACUGUGCCUGGUAGUGGCCAAAAUGAAGUUAUUUCCAUCAAGAUAUCAGUGCCUUUAGCUAAUGCAAUAGAAGGAGCUCUCUGUGUUGAUGGUAUCUCUUUGCAUGGCAUCUCUCUACCUGAAACAUCAUUACACUCUACUCAAGCUCCUCACGUUUUCAAACGUCUGUUUACUGUUUUACCUGAGGGACAGAUUGUACAAACAGCGCUGUGUUGUUUGCAUUUGUACGCACACAUUUUUUAGACUCUGGCUCUUUUUUGGAUCUUACAUUGCUUGAAUUUAGGAAGGAUUUAUUGUUUUUGCAUAUUUAAACUUAUAGGAGCUGUAUAUGACAUUCAGAGCCUUAAUGUAGCAGCAGACAACUAUUUGCUUUGUAGAGAUGGGAACUGCCCAUUGUUUCAACAGCCAGAAAUUCAGAAAGCCCAAUUUGUUCGAUAUCUGUGCCAUUGGACUGAAAGCCCACGUCUACAACAGCCCGGUAUCGCAGAUACAAACAUCUAUUCGCUUGGAAGCUCUGUUUCUCUGGAAGCCCAAUCACGAUGAUGAUUCAAUGAUGUUGAAAGUGCGCCGUUGCAGGGGCGUAGCGAUCACCCACUAGUUUUCUCCCAGGUGAACAGUGUUAGCCCUAUCAGAAAUGUUACAGCUGUUAGCGCUGUUUAUUUAAUUAGCACCUUCAGCUGCUAGCUGCUAGCUCAGGCACCUCCAUGUUGAGAACUGUGCAGAAGAAAAAAACAAAGUCUGCACAAUAGAUUAUGCUCCCAUGAAUAUUUAAUAAAAUAACCGAAUUGACGUUUUGAGCUACAUGUUGUUUAUCAUAAAUUGGUCUAAAGAAGAGCAUGUAGCUCAAAACGCCACCUUGGUGGUAAUUAUAUUAAGUAUUCAUGGGAGCAUGAACUGUAUUUUGUCUUCUCUUUUAUUAUCUUUUGUCUAGCACUUAGCCUUUUUGUCGUCUGGAUGUGUGAAAUUUUUGAGAACUGUGUGCUGCCCCAUACUGAUAUAUGCUCUAAAUGUUGCAUACAGCUCCUUUAUAAACUGAAGAGUGUCCUCAGGAACUGAUUUAUUCACAGCACUUAACAAACAAUAUUGACAAUAUUAGAGAUAUGAGAUGCGAAAGAUUUAAAUACAUGACUAUGUCAUUCUAAAUGGGGGUGCAUGCCGGUUAAUGUGGAUGUUUUGUUCCUUUUUUUUUUUAAACUUCUAGCACUUUCAGCAUCAAGCCAACUCAAACAUGACUGUUAACCUCACUCGUUUAUGUAAGCAUGGUUGUUUUAUUCAUUGGUGUGUGUUUUUUAGUUAUGGUUUCCUCAAGUGUUUUUAUGUUUAAAUGUAUUUGUACCAUCUGGUGUCGUAAUAAAAAGAUUUGAUGAUUUAAA